AUGUUGCCGCAAACGUUCGAUUUUCCCACAUCGUCUACAGCAGCGGCUGCAGUUGAGGAAGAAGCGGAAAAAGUGUGCGCCGUUUGCGGUGAUCGAGCUGUUUGUUUUCACUACGGUGCACGAACAUGUGAAGGAUGCAAGGGUUUCUUUAAGAGAACUGUCCAGAAAGCAUCAAAAUACGCAUGUGCCGGUAAUCGUAACUGUCCAAUUGAGAAACGCUACCGAUCCAGAUGUCAAGCUUGUCGAUUUCAAAAAUGUCUCAACGUCGGCAUGGUGAAAGAAAGUAGAAUAAGAAACGAAUGCAUGAACUCUUCACUCGGAUCACUAACUUAUCUUUUUUUGGGAACAGUUUUUUUGAAGCUCAUUUUCGGGGGAUAUUUUAAAGUCGGGAGGUUUCAUUUUUUGCCAAGAACCAAGACGGAGAAAAACGGCUCUUAA
Angiostrongylus costaricensis is the source of this 438-nucleotide messenger RNA. NCBI's taxonomy places the organism in Eukaryota, Metazoa, Nematoda, Chromadorea, Rhabditida, Metastrongylidae. The record is from the annotation of a GenBank genome assembly.